UGGAAUGUUAAUCCAGACGAACUGGCAAAACAUGUGAAUGAAAAAAUACUUCCAAAACUAUGCUUUGAUCCAUCACCAACUAUAUGCGUGAGAACAGCUAGAAAGUGGCUAAAAAUAUUUGGGUUUGAGUACUUAGAAGUUGCUUUUCCUAACCUUCCAUCAGAAGCAUGUGUCAUAACUUACCCAAGUAAAGAUGGUGAUGGAUGGUGGAAUUCAGAUGAUCUUGUGGAUCAG
This is a messenger RNA of Racocetra persica, 234 nucleotides long. The record is from the annotation of a GenBank genome assembly. NCBI's taxonomy places the organism in Eukaryota, Fungi, Glomeromycota, Glomeromycetes, Diversisporales, Gigasporaceae.